Spizellomyces punctatus DAOM BR117 is the source of this 1167-nucleotide messenger RNA. RefSeq lists its product as uncharacterized. The record is from RefSeq and is a predicted model, not a curated record. Bases 92 to 883 code for a protein of 263 amino acids. NCBI's taxonomy places the organism in Eukaryota, Fungi, Chytridiomycota, Chytridiomycetes, Spizellomycetales, Spizellomycetaceae. Gene Ontology annotation, biological process: cell surface receptor signaling pathway; cytoskeleton organization. Gene Ontology annotation, molecular function: protein binding. The transcript is spliced from 4 exons. Gene Ontology annotation, cellular component: cytoplasm.
AGGCAAGUGACGGACAUCGCAGGCGGAACUGUGAGACGAAACACUUCCGCAAUUGCUAUUUUCAUCUCUAUUGAAUCAUAUUCAGUUGGCCAUGGUAGACACAAACCCACCCCCAACGAACUCUGCAGAUCCAGCUUCAGACCUCUAUGACCAGAACCAACUGACCCUUCCCCCAAAUGCCCUCCAAACUUUAAUCUACGAACACCUGGUCCACAACUGCUAUAGCGAAACCGCUAGAGCUUUCAAUGCAUCUUGUCGCAUUGAUUCCCAUUUCGGCCCGGAUGAAAAACGGCUUGAGUUGGACGACGACGGAGAUGUUGAAAUGAGUGAAGGGGUGACGGCGGCGCAAACCCUCGAGCCUCGGAAAAGAGUGUGGGAAAUGAUAGUCAAGGGGCAAAUUCCAGAAGCGAUUGAGUUCUGUAAUGAUGCUUUUCCUGGGGUGCUGGACGGGACAACAAAGGAGAGUGUGGAUAUUCUUUUUGAAUUGCAAUGUCAGAGAUUUGUGGAGUGUGUCAGACAAAGGUGCGCGGUGGAUGCCCUGGCAUUUGCACAAGAAGAACUUGGAAAAUUCAUUUUCCAUGGACCACAGUACUUGACUGCUCUGAACCGCAUCAUUGCGUUGAUAGCGUAUGCAGAUCCAGAAACAUCUCCAGUUGCCGAAUUUUUGUCACAGAAACGGCGAGAGGAAGUUGCAACCAUGUUGAAUAGCUAUAUUUUGUCGUACCACAGCCUGCCGCCAACAACGACAAUGGAACGUAUUGUUCGUCAAGCGACGGUCGUGCGGGAGGCAUUAGGAGAGGCACCGAAGGAUGGGAAGAAGAGCGGGAAGCCACAACAUCCUAAAUGGCAGCUUUCAAUACUGGUGGGUGAGGCGGGUGUAUAGAUGUUGUGACAAGACUUUUUCAAACUAUUUUCGGUAUUGGGCUCAAAUUCCGUACGAGUUGUGUUUCGAGUCCGGUAUCUAUGUCUGCGACGCAUGUCCUACCUAUCGCCGACGGGUACUACCCAGUGUCAUGUCAUGCUUUACCCUUUUGGGUUGUUUUCAUUCGUCAUUUGCAGAAGUUGCAAUAGAUUGACCACCGCUGGAUUGACAUACAAUCAUUGCCCGUACACUAGUUGGUGUAUAAGGAAACAAAGUUCUCUCAAUGUGGCACACACCAAUCAACC